AUGACACAGAAAGAUAAACGUCCUAAUUUUUUAAUCAUAGUCGCAGAUGACUUAGGCUUUACUGAUUUAGGGUCAUUCGGUAGUGAGAUCAAAACCCCGAACUUGGAUCGAUUGAGUCUUGGGUGGAACAAAAAUGGUACAGGAGCUAGAUUUACUGAUUUCCACACGGCUCCAGCUUGUUCUCCAACUAGAUCAAUGUUGUUUUCAGGUACAGAUAAUCACAUUGCUGGUGUUGGACAGAUGGCUGAAUUUAUAAGAGGUAAUCCCUUGGUAUUUGAAAAAUUAAAUGGUAAACCAGGCUAUGAGGGUUAUUUAAAUGACCGAGUAGCUCCAUUACCAGAGAUUUUGAAGGACAACGGGUACUAUACUUGGAUCACUGGCAAAUGGCAUUUGGGUUUAUUAAAGGACCAGUGGCCAAUUCAAAGAGGUUUCGAAAAAUCCUACACUUUACUUCCGGGAGCAGGUAGUCACUUCAAAUACUUUCCUAAUUUGAACGAAAAAAAUACAUUUUUGCCAGCUUUGUUUUGUGAGGAUGACAGAGAGGUGGAUCCUGAGAAAGAGAUUCCAGAGGAUUUUUACUCAACAAACUUUUAUACGGACAAAGGAAUUAGCUAUAUAAGCGAUGAUGAAGUGAGAGGUGAUAGACCUUUCUUUGGAUGUUUGACCUAUACAGCUCCACAUUGGCCUUUCCAAGCUCCAGCAUCUAGAGUUGAGAAAUACCGUGGAAAAUACAAUAAGGGCCCUGAGGAGUUAAGAAAUUCGAGGUUAGCUGAAGCUUUUAGAAAAGAAAUUAUACCUGAAGGCGUUGAUCCUCACAAAAUGACUACUCACAAGACUAAGAGAUGGCAAGAGCUAAAUGAUGAUGAACGUAAGUAUGAAGAAAGAAUAAUGGAAACAUAUGCUGCCAUGGUAGAAAUCUUGGAUGAAAAUAUUGGCAGAGUAAUCAGACUGCUAGAAGAAAGGGACGAGUUGGAGCACACAUUCAUAUUAUUCAUGUCUGAUAACGGUGCUGAUGGAAUGAUACAUGAGGCAUUGCCGUUGGGUGCAACUAACGUUAUUCAAUCAAUAAAGAAUAAUUACAACAAUUCCUAUGAGAAUAUUGGAAAAAAAGAUUCUUUUGUCUAUUACAAUGACCAAUGGGCGCAAGCGGCCACUGCUCCAUGGUUUAAGUUUAAGGCUUGGGCCUCCGAAGGCGGUAUACGCUGUCCUUUAAUUGUUCAUUAUCCUCCUCUUUUGCAACCUUUGACAGAUGGCAAUAACCGAAUCCAUAACACGUUUAUUACCGUUAUGGAUAUUCUUCCCACUGUAUUGGAAUUGGCACAUGUCAAACAUCCUGGAGAGCUCUAUAAAUCAAGGCGUGUGGUAAAGCCUAAAGGAGCUUCCUGGGUUAGCUAUUUACGUGGAGACUCCCAGGAGGUGCACGAUGAGAAUACAGUUACCGGUUGGGAGCUUUUCGGUCAGCAAGCUAUUAGAAAGGGAAACUACAAGGCUCUUUUCGUACCUAAGCCUUUCGGAGCUGGUAAAUGGGAGCUAUUCAACAUUAGGACGGACCCGGGUGAAACCAAGAACGUUGCCGCAGAGUAUGGCGAAGUACUUGAGGACUUGUUGCAUCACUGGACAAACUAUGUAGCUGAAACCGGAAUGAUAGAGAUAGGUCCUGAGUACGAUACACUUUUAGGAAAUGGAACUCCUAUUCCUAAACUUGAGUAUCGCGAUUGUUUCUAA
Priceomyces carsonii is the source of this 1725-nucleotide messenger RNA. RefSeq lists its product as uncharacterized. Bases 1 to 1725 code for a protein of 574 amino acids. The record is from RefSeq and is a predicted model, not a curated record. NCBI's taxonomy places the organism in Eukaryota, Fungi, Ascomycota, Pichiomycetes, Serinales, Debaryomycetaceae. The transcript has a single exon. Gene Ontology annotation, molecular function: arylsulfatase activity.